AUGGUUGCCGCUAUUGAGCAUUGCGUUUUUUGUUUCGACAUCCUUGUUGCCCAUUUUGAAGGAAGGGAGCAUUUAGAACCAGAAUUCGAGAAUGCUCAAUAUCCGCUCUUUGUAACUUGGAACAGUCUUCAUCAGGGUCAACCUCGUCUUCGUGGAUGCAUCGGCAAUUUUGAUGCACUGCCUCUUCAUUCUGGCCUAAAAGAAUAUGCUAUUACUAGUGCUAUUCAUGAUAAAAGAUUUUCACCCAUUACUGCCCGAGAACUUUCUCAUCUUACUUGCGGAGUUUCUCUUUUGACAAAUUUUGAAGAUGCUGAAGACUAUCUCGAUUGGGAGAUCGGCGUUCAUGGCAUUUGGAUAGAAUUCGUUGACGAUUAUAACCGUCGUCGGACUGCCACUUACUUGCCCGAAGUUGCUGAGGAACAAGGUUGGACAAAAGAAGAGACUAUUGACUCACUUCUUCGUAAAAGUGGAUACAAUGGUCGAAUCACCGAUAAAAUUCGUAGUCGCGUUGUUCUUACACGUUAUCAAAGUGCAAAAUAUGUUAUAACUUAUGAAGAAUAUCUCGAACAUUAA
Messenger RNA from Cetraspora pellucida, 573 nucleotides. The record is from the annotation of a GenBank genome assembly. Lineage: Eukaryota; Fungi; Glomeromycota; Glomeromycetes; Diversisporales; Gigasporaceae.